Molecule: messenger RNA, 1533 nt
Organism: Ambispora leptoticha
Lineage: Eukaryota; Fungi; Glomeromycota; Glomeromycetes; Archaeosporales; Ambisporaceae
Source: the annotation of a GenBank genome assembly
AUGGUUACUAUUAAUACCUUAGGAACAGCAAAUGAUGAAUAUGCUGCCGUUAGUAGCAGUGAGAGUGAUCGCAGACCUCGAGUCGCUGUCAUUGGAGCAGGGUCUUCCGGCUUAACGGCCAUGAAACAAUGUAUCGAUGACGAUUUGGAACCGGUUUGCUUUGAACAAAAUCCUCACGUUGGUGGAUUAUGGAAGUAUGAAGAAAUCGAUGAAAAGAAUAAGGAUCCAUAUUCUUCGCUUUUCAAGUCAAUAAUUAUCAAUACUUCUAAAGAAACGAUGACCUUCUCCGAUUAUCCAAUUCCUCACGAUUGGCCAACUUACUUACCUCAUCAUCAAGUAUUAAGAUAUUUCGAAAUGUACGCAGAACGCUUCAAUCUUUACCAAUAUAUUAAAUUCCGAACAAGUGUAUUACAUGUUUCAAAUCUACCUGAUGAUCGAUGGAAAGUCAAAUACAUGACAGAAGGAGAGGAAGAGAAAGAAGAAAUAUUUGAUUAUGUGAUGGUUUGUAGCGGUCAUCAUCGAAAACAUCGUUGGCCGAAAUAUGAAGGAAUGGAUCAAUUUGGUGGUCGACAAAUACAUUCACAUUUUUAUCGAAACACAAAAGGAUUUGAAGAUAAACGCGUAGUUGUCGUUGGAUGUGGUAACAGUGGAAUGGAUAUUUCUGUAGAGUUGAGUACUGUUGCUUCUCAAGAGCAACUUAGCAAGAUUACACUUGGAUCAUACCCACCCGGUCUAAAACCAAAACAUCCGGCUAACGCACACCAUCCAACAAUAAAAUCCGAUUUCUUUGAGCGUCUUUCCACCGGAACUAUUAUCGUGAAACAAAAUAUCGUUAAAUUGAAUCAAGACAAAUCCGUCGAAUUUGUAGAUGGGACAAGGAUUGAAGAUAUUGAUGUAAUUGUGUAUUGUACCGGAUAUGAUAUCUCUUUUCCAUUUUUGGACGGAGAUCUUUUGACAGGUGAACAAGAUCUCGAAAAGUUUGAUCCAGAGUAUCGUGAAAAUUUGGCUUGGUUGUAUAAAAUGGUGUUUCCUCCGCGUUAUAAGAAUAUCGCGUUUUUGGGACUGGUCCAGGUUCUUGGUCCUAUAUUUCCAGUCGCUGAAAUGCAAGCGCGUUACGCUACUAGCAUAAUCGGAGGUCAUAUAACUCUACCAUCAACGGAGGUAAUGGACCAAUGGAUCGAGAAUUACCAAAAUUUCCUUCAAACAACUUUCUAUAGCUCUGCAAGACACACCAUCGAAACACCGUUCCUUUGGAUGAUGGAUCAUUUAGCCAAGGAGAUUGGGUGUUUGCCGACUGGUAAAGAAGUAUUUUUGAAAUACGGAUUUAAAGCCUGGAAAAAUUACUUUUUUGGAAUGGUUACUCCGAUUCAGUAUCGUUUAUUUGGUAGACAUUCAUAUGAUAAAGCAAUAGAAUGGAUAAACAUUUAUAAUGGUGGACAACCUUCUACAUUUGAUAAUAAUGGUGUCGCCUUAGAAGACGAUAAUAAAACUCGUCAAACCGGCAAAAAAGAACAUAAUAAAAAAGAUGACUGA